GCUAAUCAUCUGAGAAUGCAGUGUGCUGGGAAAGCAUUGGAGGAGCUGCUUCUCUCCGCUAAAAGUCAGAAAUGUUUGACAGUUGGAGUGUAUGAGUCUGCCAAACUCAUGAAUGUUGAUCCAGACUGCGUGGCUUUCUGUGUUCUGGCAACUGAUGAGGAGUACGAAUGCGACAUCGCCCUGCAGAUCCACUUCACCUUAAUCCAGGCGUUCUGCUUUGAUAACAAUGUAGACAUCGUGAGAGUGAACGACACCCAGCGACUGGCUGAGAUUCUGGGCGACACUGAUGAGUCUGGCGCACCUGAAGACGUGCAUUGCAUUCUUGUCACAAAUCCAAGUGAAGAUGCUUUGGACGACCCUGCUCUGGAAAAGUUGAGCCUGUUCUGUGAAGAAAGCCGCAGCUUUAGUGAAUGGGUCCCUGCUAUCACACUGCUUGAGCGUUGAAGUGAGGCACGUCAACUCCGAUUGGAGAUGCUUAACCUUUAUUGAAUCAUCAUGAUGGAAUACAUGGGUGACCCAUUAAAUUCCCGAAAUCUGUGGAUUAUCAUAUUGAAUAAUCAAUCAGGGAACGGAAAGUCGCUGGAACAGGCGUGCUGAAGGGCCUUGCGACUCAGAUGUACGGUUCAUACCAAAUUGCUCCCACUUUCCAGAUGGAGUGGGGGCUGGUAUAUCACAGGUGGUUGCUCUUAAGUUUGAGGGUCUGUGUGUAGCCCAUAAGAGAUAAAGAGCAUCAUGGGAAUUCCAAAGUCAUUUCUUUAGCUGAAAUGAACUGGUGAUAAGUUUGCAAAUAAAAACUGCUCUUAAGAUGAGGAAGUUCUGUUGUGAAAUGUUUUGAAGUAAGAUGAUUAUGAACAGGCAGCUUUAUAAUUUUAAAUGUUU
Molecule: messenger RNA, 879 nt
Organism: Polyodon spathula (Mississippi paddlefish)
Lineage: Eukaryota; Metazoa; Chordata; Actinopteri; Acipenseriformes; Polyodontidae
Product: growth arrest and DNA damage-inducible protein GADD45 gamma-like
Exons: 3
Coding region: 16-444 (142 amino acids)
Biological process (GO): regulation of cell cycle
Cellular component (GO): cytoplasm; nucleus
Source: RefSeq, a predicted model, not a curated record